GCUUACAUUAAAUGUAGUAAGCAAUCCACUUUUACAAAUGCACAUUAUUUUGCGCGUAUAUAUAAAUAUCAAUAUUCGGGUUGGACGAAAAAAAAAGUUUGCCUCAGUUUAGACUGCGUUUUGUGGCGCGGCGGUGCACGGAGUAUGGGGGACCGAAGCGGCAUCAGAUCGAAGCCGGAGAGGGGCAGGUCCUCCUCCUGCGGCUCCUCCUCGAGCUGCACACCCCCCUCCCCCGGUUCAAAGCGCUGUCCAACACGUGAGGCUCAUGUGACGAAGGCAGGCCAGUUCCUGAGCCAGGGACGUGUCUACAGUCACAGGCUUUAUUUAAUACGUAGCGUCGUCCUCCCACACUCGUGCAUUUAACGAAGGCUGCAGCUUCAAAACUACCGCCGACUACGCUCGGUUAGCAAAUUGACAACAUCACCGCCACCACCAUCACCAUCAGCUGCAUUCAUUUUUCAGCAAAAAAAGUAAAAAGCGCAGGAGAUCAUUUAAUCAAAUAUCGACGCAUUUGCGGUGUUAUCUGAAAUAUCGACAGUUUAGGACAAGAAUAUCAUAUUUCUCACGGUUCCAUGCUGAUAAGCUUAAAUACGCAGUGAAGUCGGCUGUCUAGCUUUAUUCUGAUUUCGCUUUUAAAAAGUAAGCGAGAUGGAAAGGAUUACAAGCGCACAGCCGCCUCCAUGUGUGGCAAAACACCCGCCGCUGGAAAUGAGUGACAUGCAAGGAUUGGAUUUCCCCAUGUACGUAUAUAAACCCAGGAGGGGAGUCAAACGCGGGGAAGACAGCAAGGGAACGUACAAACUACCACAUCGGUUAAUUGAGAAGAAAAGGCGAGACCGAAUAAAUGAGUGUAUCGCUCAGCUGAAGGAUUUACUGCCGGAGCAUCUUAAACUUACAACGCUGGGCCACUUGGAGAAGGCGGUGGUCUUGGAGCUCACGCUGAAGCAUGUGAAAGCCCUCACCAGUCUCCUGGAGCAGCAGCAGCAGAAAAUCAUCGCGCUGCAGAAUGGCACGCAAAUCGGUGAGCCAUCUCCACCACCACCAGACAACAGCGAGGAGAUGUUCAGGUCUGGGUUCCACAUGUGUGCCAGGGAAGUGCUGCAGUACCUGGCCAAGCAGGGGGAGGGCGGCGAUGUGACCCCCUCGCACAUGAUUGGCCACCUGCACAAGGUGGCCUCCGAGCUGCUGCAGAGCCCCCACGCGGAGGAGCCCGAGCGAAAGGCGCAGGAGCACAGGGCCAAGGUGGGCGGGCCGCAAGCCAAGGGCUCCGAGGGACACGGCAGGAACUGCGUGCCCGUUAUCCAGAGGACUUAUCCCCAUGGCGAGCAGAGUGGGAGCGACACGGACACGGACAGCGGCUAUGGGGGCGAGCCGGACAAACGGGACUCUAAGGCGGCGUACGCCAAGGACAGUGAGCUGAAGUACCCGCUGGCUGACCGGGCAGCGGCUGGCAUCAAACUGGAGAGUGAGGAGCCUCAGCUCAAGCGGCAGAGGAGGGAGUCUUCGGAGGACGAGGCCCUUCCAAGCGGAGAGGCGAUGGCCGACCAUGGCGGCUUCCUGGGCUUCUCCCCCCCUCAGCCUCGACUCUGCAUGCCCUUCUACCUCCUCCCACCCACGGCGGCCGCCUACCUGCCCAUGCUGGAGAAAUGCUGGUACCCAGGAGGCAUGCCGGUCUUGUACCCAGGAGUCAAUGGUGGUGGCAUGCCUAUGUCCCCAGACAAGCACCACUCGCCGCUGGGGCUGUCCCCCCAGACCCCUAUGGACUCGCCAGCGCUGUUUCACGCGUUGAAGCACGUGCCGCCAUUGAACCUGGAAACCAAAGACUGAGAUGGACCGGCUGAAUGUCGCCGCCAUUGAGUAGAGGGAUGGCCCAUGGGGUGAACCGCAGGAACAAAGGAAGGAAGUAGCGAUUUGGGGAAGGAAAAAAAAUGUAGAAAAUGCCUCUACUCAACGGCAGCCCUGCUCACCCUUCGCCACACCAGAGACUGAGUGGCCUGGCCCACCUUCCUGGGAGCCAGCACUCGAGAGGGUCUUCCUUUGUGGAUGUCUAGUAGUAGAUUUUCUGUAGCCCCAAGAGACACUAAGAAGGUGGUCAACAUAAGGACAAGAAUGAGAGUGUGGGGGGGUUCCUAUACAUGUGUUAAAUGUCAAUGCAAAGUCAUGAAUGUGAUGGUCAUACUUCAGCUGAAUGUAAAUGUGAUGAACCCUGCAGAUGCUGCUUCUGAAGGUGCCCCCCCCCCCCUUCUGAAUCAGAAAGCGUUUCCAUCCUGCCAAACGGUUUUCACCAAAUUAAGGAAGCUGCUCAAAACUUCAGCCGUGACCUAGAUUCAAAGAUCCAGUGUUAGAACAACGAAAAGUACAAAGUGGUCUGGCUCCCACCUCACCCGUCCGCCCUGCUUUCUCCAAAUCUAGCUGCGUCUUAGCCCAGCGACUGGAUAGCAUUACCUUUCCGCGGGCUGGCAGUGUUCUUCCAGAAUGAACAGUAGUUUAGUUGCUUCUUGUUUUGUUUGUAUCACAUAUCUAUUUUUGAUACAUGACCUGCAAAGUCUAUAUUACACCUUUGGCCAGGGAUGGGAGAGUUGACCAGUCAUUCAGUGUAUGCCAACAGAUUAUGUACAUAGUACUACGCUAAUCUAAUAUACAUCGUUUUCAGAUUUACUUUUCGGUUGGCGGAAAGCCUGUAUUUUGAUCUUGCUGUUGCCUUCACUUGUUAAAGCUGAUAAACCUGUAACUGAUGUUUCAGUGUAUUUCUAUCAUUUCUGAAGUCUAAAGUCGAGAGAGAUAUGUGAAUGUAAUGUAUUUAAAAAAGAGAAUAUUAGUUUUGUAUCGCAAGUGGUACUUGGAAUUUUAUAUUUUGGGACAUAUGAGAAUGUCGCCUGAUGUAUAUAUUUAGUCUGUAAAUGUUGAUAUACAUUAAAUAAGCAAAUUAAUAAAGUUUUUUUUCCCUGUG
This is a messenger RNA of Paramormyrops kingsleyae, 2950 nucleotides long. It is a transcript of the gene bhlhe40, whose product is annotated as basic helix-loop-helix family, member e40. Gene Ontology annotation, molecular function: protein dimerization activity; DNA binding. Gene Ontology annotation, biological process: regulation of DNA-templated transcription. The record is from RefSeq and is a predicted model, not a curated record. NCBI's taxonomy places the organism in Eukaryota, Metazoa, Chordata, Actinopteri, Osteoglossiformes, Mormyridae.